This is a messenger RNA of Aspergillus puulaauensis, 360 nucleotides long. RefSeq names its product Dabb family protein. Lineage: Eukaryota; Fungi; Ascomycota; Eurotiomycetes; Eurotiales; Aspergillaceae. The transcript is spliced from 3 exons. The record is from RefSeq and is a predicted model, not a curated record. The coding region runs from base 1 to 360 and encodes 119 amino acids.
AUGACGAUUGUGCACAUGGUUAUGUUUAAAUUUCGACCAGAGGUGGCGAGCGAGCACAAAGAGACUUUUGUCCAGGAGCUCAAGAAACUUAAAGAGCUGGACUGCGUUAAGGGACACCGUCUGGUGGUAGGAGGCCCGUCUGUCACGGAUCCGAUAGAAAGGAGCAAGGGAUUCGAAUUCGCCCUGCUCAGCUUUCACGAAUCACUACAAGACCUCGAGAAGUAUCAGGCAAGCAAAGAACAUCACUGGGUCACGAGCACCUAUAUGUUCCCGUACAAAGAAGACCUUGUCCGGUUUGAUUUUGAGGUCUCUCCUGAAGACGAGGAUAUGUUCACGCCAUUUCAGUCCAGAAAGUUCUAA